AUGGAAAAUUUGGUAGAAUUUGGUACAAGUUCAAAUGAAGGGGAUGAAGUUGAAGAAGGACCUUCCGGUGAAAGGUGGCCUCCUUUGGGUGCUGCUGCUGUCGAAGACGAACAGCUUUGUUGUCCAGACUUUGAUUUCGAUAAAGAAUUUGAAGCUGCCAUCGCUUUGCAAAGAACAAAACAGAAAGAAUUGAUAGGUCAAUUAAAAAUUCAGUUGGAGGAAUUAGAAAAUUAUGCUUAUGAAAUGGGAGAAGCAGGUUUACCUCAAAGUAUUAUUAUGGAAAAACAAAGAGCUAUCAUUGACGAAUUGAAAUCUAAAAUCGAUUUAAAAGUUGAUGAUAUUGAUCAUUUAACUUUAGAAGACAUUAGAUUAGAAGUUGACAAAGCAAUCGGUCAGCUUGUAAAUCCUUUGAAAAUGAAAGAACAGCUAGUCAUACAACUUAAAACCCAAAUUGUCGAUCUUGAACGAUUCAUUGAUUUUUUACAAGGAAGUUCGGAAAAUUUCAGUUCUGAAGGAAAAAAAUACAUGAAAGGAAAAACUUGUCAAUGCACUUGUUCCAUUCAUUCUCUAUCAGGCGAUCAUGGAAAAUUGAAAAAUAAUGAAUAUUGGAAAAACAACACGAAUAAAACGAAAGAGGUACGAGACAAAACGUUAAACAUAAUGCGAAGAGUUGCAGCACUUUUACAAAUAUUUGCCGUAUCACAAUUCGGUUGCGGUUCGUCAAUCACUCAAUUUAAUUCGUUAAAAAAAACAAUGAAAAUUCCUCAUUGGGGAGAUUUGAGGGCAAGGUUGGAAUUAGCGGUGGUUAAUAUUUUGGCUUUAGCUGCCGAACAAGAAUCUCAAGAUGCUUAUGAAUACUCUUCGGAUAAUGAAAAUUACAUAACUGAUGGUAAUGCCAAAAUUAUAACUGCCGUCCGUAAGCAGUUGGCCAUAAGUAUAAGAGAUCUCAUGCAACAUGGACUCACAUCGAUCGAUGAAAGCAGUAGUUUGGUGCCAUUCAUGGGUUGUUUCGCAAGCAAAAGUAAAGAACUUCCUCCAAUGCACGCGUGGGAACUCAUAUUGAGAUAUUACGACGUUAAAAAUGGAGCCAGGUUCAAUUCCACGCCGGUGAGAAAAUUAUCGCAAAGUUUUAAUUUGAAUAUUGUCGGAAGCAAAGCAAUAUCAAAUAAGCAGAGCAUGUUGGGAGCCAUCGGUAACAUAAUGAGUUUACAUAAUCAAUUUAAAAGAAGUUACGAUGCUCAGUUUAAAGCUUUCAUAUGUGCAGCACUAAAUUCGAAAAAAUUAGUUGCUUGGCUUCGUCUCAUAUUCAGAUGCGAAUCUCUCAUCGAUGCCUAUUACAAACCCUGGAGUUACGUUUCCAAAACCGGAUUCGAAGACGGUUUGCAAAGUUUGGAAAAAUUAACUUGUUUGAAAUUCGAUCUUCCCGUCGAUAUUGCCGUUCAUCAUUUUCAAAACAUCAAAGACGCUUUUUGA
Messenger RNA from Pediculus humanus corporis (human body louse), 1473 nucleotides. RefSeq lists its product as uncharacterized. The coding region runs from base 1 to 1473 and encodes 490 amino acids. The record is from RefSeq and is a predicted model, not a curated record. The transcript has 10 exons. NCBI's taxonomy places the organism in Eukaryota, Metazoa, Arthropoda, Insecta, Psocodea, Pediculidae.